Messenger RNA from Paramacrobiotus metropolitanus, 986 nucleotides. RefSeq lists its product as uncharacterized. The transcript has 2 exons. The record is from RefSeq and is a predicted model, not a curated record. The coding region runs from base 196 to 495 and encodes 99 amino acids. NCBI's taxonomy places the organism in Eukaryota, Metazoa, Tardigrada, Eutardigrada, Parachela, Macrobiotidae.
UGCUGCCUACUUAAGCCAUAUAAUGUUCUGGUUACCAGCGAAUGUCCAUUGUCGCACAUGGAUCUUCCAUAAACACGAAUCAAAGCCACUUAGUUUUAUUCUAGACUUGCUUAUCACUGUAUCGAAAAUCUGCCUUAAAGUUCCGAUUCCGGUGCAACUCACAUAAUUAUAACGUAUUUGUUUCUCAAGACCACGAUGGAGCGCAACAUGUGUGUUUUGAUCGUGUUGGUGGCGGUGGUGACCUUUAGCUGCAUGGUUCAGAGGUGCUCGGCGCAGUACUACACGGUGGUGGUGGGCACGCCCACCACCGGCACGCUCAACUACGGUCGCGGCUACCGCAACAACGGCUGGAGCGGCUACAACAGCUACUGGCCCUACAACCGCUGGAUCAACAACGGCAACAACGGCUACGGCCGCUACCGCUACAACAACGGCUACAAUAACGUUAACGCAUACAGCAACGGCGGCUACCGCGUCGUCUACGUCAACGGAUAGCCAACCAUUAAUUCAUAUAACGAUUUCUACGACGAUCCCUACCGUACGAAUACGAAGGAAAACCAUCCCUUAUUCCUUGGCCUGGCAGCGAGGCGGAUGCUUUAUACCUACACAGCGGUCCGCAACUAGCAUGCUGCCGUUGCAUUUGUAUGUCCUUGACUGGGUCGACGCACUACUUAAUUUUGUUUUCCGGGCUUUGUUGUUUAUACAGUACAUUAGCGACUUGUAUGCAGUUGAAUUCCUUGUCUUGUGCGGUAGCAGACAGCAGUGCUAUUAACAGUUGGAUUCCUGUUGCCUGCACAUGUUGGGGUUGGCAGCUGUCAGAGUUUUAAAGGAAUCUGCAGCAAAAUGCAGCCCGUGCUACCAAAGUAUUUACCCGAUUGCAUGGCCGCACGUCGGACAUUUUUAAUUAUACGUAUGUAUUAUACGUAUACGUAUGUGUAUUGUACACUACGAUUCGUAACAUUUAAAUUACGCAAGCGCGUGCAUAC